AAGGCACCAUGAGGUGAAAGCUGGCAAAGAAACGGUACCCAAACGCUCAGGUAGUCGAAAAAUUUGCCAACCGUGCCAGUACUGCUCGUUCCGUCGCGCAAUAUGUGAUAACAAAAACCAACCCCAACGCCAUGUACGAUGUCCGGAAAUGAAGAACCCAACUCCCUCGAGUACAUAGAAGACCCGUACUUCAAUCCGCACGACAGUACGUUGACGCCAAGCUUAGACGAACCGGAUCACAACGAGUACCUGAGCGACUACGACUUAUUGGAGAACGAAUUGGAGCUGUUCGAUUUGCGACAGCUCGACUUCGACGAGAUAAACAGCAACAGUUUGGGCUCGUUGGGCAACGACGAGAGUGUUAAUGUGGAGGCGGAAUUUAUUACGGUGAAGAAGGCGAACGCGAUCAUCAGGACGUUCUUCAAGCGCAGGAACUUCAGACGGCAGGUUCGCGUUACGUACUGCGAUCUGACCAAGCCGUACCUGGCCAGGCUGCCCAAAGACAAUAACUUUAGGAAGUACUUAGAUAUUAGCAUGAACGGCAACGAGGAGGCAUCCAUUGCUGGAGAUCAUGUGGCUCCAGACCUAUCCCAUCUCACGCCCGAGGAGAAGGAGCAACAGGAGAAGGAGUGGAGGGAAGAGCUGGCCCAGAUCGACGACGAGAUCGCCACCUUGAGGACGGUACUGGCCUCCAAAAUGAAACGUAGUGCCGAACUGAAGAGGAACCUCGGCAUCACCUUCUUGAAGGAGGUAUCCGACGACAUCAAUCAGGGCAUCAAAAAUGUUAAGGAGAGCAACGUAUAUCAGACUGUGGAAACUAAAGUUGGGCAAGUGACCAAAGCUGUUACUGAUGCACCACUCUAUCAAAAAACAACAUCCGUUUUGGGAGGCAUCACCGGAAGCAUUACCAACAAAAUCGGUCAGAUGAGACACUCCGAAUCGUUCAAAUCCAUAGAAGAAAAAGUGGGCUCCGCCUACGAAAACGUUAAGACCAAGGUUGUUUCCCGUUCAAAUUCGACCCAAAGUCUGGACGAAGCAGGUCGUUCCAGGUCCGGUUCUGUAGUGACCAGUCCAACAAUACCUGAAGAGAAACCGUUGGCAUAAAUCAAUUAUCGGUUAUUAUGUUAUGAUGUCCAGCCAGAUUUGCCUUUACUAUGCUUGUCAAUGAAUUGCUCGACACUAAAGUUUUCUAUUAGUUCGUUAAAAUUAUCUUGGUAAUUUGUAAUGUAACUCUAAUCAUUUAAUCAGAAUAGAGUAAGAAUUACUACUUAUUUAUUUGCAUGAGUAAGUUGUGUUAUUUUUUGUGGCUCAAAUGAGGAUAAUCUAUUAAUGUACUACAAGUUGUAUAAUUUAUCAUUUAUCUGUCAAACAAAAAUGAUAAAGAAGACUUAAUUAGAGACCUUUUAGAUUUUGUACAGGUUCUUUAGAUUUAGUUUAUAAAUAUGCUAUUUUUGCAAUGGCACUAAUUAAACUAUUUUUAUCAACUAUGUUAGUUCUUUCUAUAUGUUAAUGUAAAAUAUCUAUAACACAAUAAAUAUAUUAAGAAUA
Molecule: messenger RNA, 1548 nt
Organism: Aethina tumida (small hive beetle)
Lineage: Eukaryota; Metazoa; Arthropoda; Insecta; Coleoptera; Nitidulidae
Product: tumor protein D52
Exons: 5
Coding region: 139-1104 (321 amino acids)
Cellular component (GO): cytoplasm
Source: RefSeq, a predicted model, not a curated record